This is a messenger RNA of Triplophysa rosa, 4174 nucleotides long. RefSeq names its product membrane-associated ring finger (C3HC4) 8 (gene marchf8). The record is from RefSeq and is a predicted model, not a curated record. Gene Ontology annotation, biological process: immune response; antigen processing and presentation of peptide antigen via MHC class II; protein polyubiquitination. Gene Ontology annotation, molecular function: zinc ion binding; ubiquitin protein ligase activity; MHC protein binding. Gene Ontology annotation, cellular component: lysosome; late endosome membrane; early endosome membrane. NCBI's taxonomy places the organism in Eukaryota, Metazoa, Chordata, Actinopteri, Cypriniformes, Nemacheilidae. The coding region runs from base 250 to 1923 and encodes 557 amino acids. The transcript has 9 exons.
UCAGCAGUGGAGUACGCUAGAGCGCGUGAUCUCCGCUUUAUUUUAUUUUCUCAGCUCGCUUGUCCUCCCGUACGCGGAAGUCUGUGGACAUGACGCAUGCGAUCAGAUGGGGACCGUGAAAUAAAAACAAAAACAUCGCCUUUUACACUCGGCGAAAGACGAGGUUUGGAUUAGUGGUUCCCCCCAUCAUGCCGGAGCUGGUGGACAAGCUUCUGCUUCAGAGAGUGUGAGCUCCACUGAACUGCGGGGAUGAACAUGCCAUUGCACCAAAUCUCUGUCAUCCCUCGUGAUGUCACUUCCUCCCGUGUGUCCAACAGCGGGAAGGCAAAAGAGAAAGACAAACAGAAUGAGAAGCCGCUCGGUCAUUCUGCAAGCAGGUCCAGCAACAUUUCAAAGGCAGGCAGUCCGACAUCUGUUAAUGCUCCUUACAGUUUCCCGAGAUCUUCAGUGACGCCCUCUAACCAGGAUAUAUGCAGUUCUAAUGACCCCGUUCAGGAUUUGGGCACACAGAGGCCCUUACAGGCUACUAUAGUGAUGCUGAACUCGAAUAGUAGAAGCUCAGCAUCCCAGAGUGUCACCAUGACAACACUCUGCGCAGACUCUCCCACCAAGCCCAAAAAUAAGACCUUAUUUGGCACCGAAUGGCUCUCCCUCCUUAAACCAUCAGUCAACUUCAAACCAGAGGCUGGCAGUCUCAAAUUCUCGAAGUCUCUGAAUGACGUCGGUCAAAAGAUGGACAGUCUGUACAGCGGCCUUCAGUUUAUAGACCGCACGUGUUCAGACGGCGAGCUGGGACCAGAGAAGGAGAAGCUCAUGCACGAUGUCCACAUCAAAGCCCACUCUCCUCCAUCAUUUCCACCUCCAUCAUUCCUCAACAACUACAAACACAUCUCCAGCGCAGGGCCCGAGCACUGUCUGGUUCCCCCCGCUCCUCCCCAAUCAGAUCUUCAGAGGAGCUCCAACUUCCUGCGUUUCAUCUUACCCUUCACCCGCUCGUCCACGGCAGCAAGCCUCCAGGUGUCCGAGAUAGGUAGUUACACCUCACGUCUGCACAUCCCAAAAUCCUCCAGCGCUCUGCUGGAGGUCAGCGAGUGCGGUUGUAUUGAGGAAAUGGGAGACGAUGAGGUGUUUGAGGAGGACUCGUCCCGACGGAAGCUCAAGGUGGAGGGGUUGAGGGCUCCUUUAUGUUCCCUUGAGGAAGACAGCGACCUGGAUCAGUGCUCCUCUCCGCUGUCCGAGAAAAACGGGCCGCUCUCGCCCUACUCUCUGUCUGGGGAUUGCUGCAGGAUUUGUCACUGUGAGGGGGAUGAUGAGAGCCCGCUGAUAACACCCUGCCACUGUACUGGAAGUCUGCGGUUUGUCCAUCAGUCCUGCCUGCAGCAGUGGAUCAAGAGCUCAGACACACGCUGCUGUGAACUCUGUAAAUAUGACUUCAUUAUGGAGACCAAACUCAAGCCCCUCCGCAAGUGGGAGAAGCUUCAGAUGACAGCCAGCGAGAGGAGAAAGAUCAUGUGCUCCGUCACUUUCCACGUCAUCGCCAUCACCUGCGUGGUCUGGUCACUCUACGUCCUGAUUGAUCGCACGGCGGAGGAGAUCAAACAAGCGGGGAGAAUACCAGGAAUAUUGGAAUGGCCUUUUUGGACCAAGCUGGUGGUGGUGGCCAUCGGCUUCACCGGUGGACUAGUGUUCAUGUAUGUGCAAUGCAAGGUCUACGUUCAGUUGUGGAGGAGACUCAAGGCCUACAACAGAGUAAUAUAUGUGCAGAAUCGUCCAGAGACCUGUAAAAAGAAUGUUUUUGACAAACCCCCGCUUCUGGAGCCCAACUUGGAGAAUAAAGAGGCACUUGGACCGGCGCAGUCGGACACGAACUCUUCGCAGUACACAGAGACAGAAGACUACUGUAUGGAGAUUCUGCACGUUUGAACAUUUGGUCCACUCACUCCCUCUGCUGGAACAGCUUGUGCAGUGCACCCUCCGGAACACAAGGGGGCGCCACAGCAGUGGGCACGAGGACUGAGAUCGAACUCAUUCUGUCCUUUAGAUGUUAUUUUCUCUUUGUUUGUUUGUUUGUCCGAUCUGUUCCUGUACGUUGUUGGCUAACCAUAAUGAAUCGGUGUGCGCUAGAUCUCAGAUCAUUCCAACUACUGCCAUUUGUACCGCUGUUGUACAAGAUUUGAAAUCCACCAUUCAAGUUGUGUGUGUGUGUGGAUGUGUCUGCGCUGGUUCUAAUUAUGGAGUCCAUAACCAUGCAUAUAAGCACUUUUUAUUUCCCUGUUCUGAAGUCCCCUCUUUUAAUAUUAUGAAAGCCCUUUAUACUUGGAUAAGACAUCACAACGACUUGAAGAUUUGAGAAUAAGAUGUCACAUUUUAUAUUGUUGCAUUUGUAUCUCCCCAGACCCCGUUGGAUGGAACGUAAAAGGAAUUUGCAGGAGCGAUGAGGGAAUAUUUAUGUCUUAGGCCUAUUACGUAGUCAUUCCACUUCUGAAUUCUGAAUUUAGUUAUUGUGAAAUUGAGACGACCCAGGUUUGUUUUUAUUUCAGUUGGGUCAUUUUAAGACUUGUAAUAUUUACCAAGGGCUAGAUUGACUAAGGCUCUCGCAAAAGCGAAACUUUUCGCAUGUGCAAAAACAAUACCAUGAAACGUUAUUGGCUGUGCUGCUGAUUUUUGCAUUUGUGUAAGACUAGUAAAUCAUGCCUUUGGUGUAUGUUGAAGGCUUUGAGAAUGUAAACUAGUUUCUACGAGUCAUGUGACCUUUCUGAAGGAAGUUAACACCAGUGUAGCAUCCUGAAACCACAGCAGUGAAUCAGUGUAUUCAUCGGUUUGCCUGUAUGAUUUUUACCUAUGGGAAAUUUCUGCACACAUUUUUUUUUACUUUUCCCAUUUCGUUCUUUUAUAAACAUAUAAACAUUGACAUCUGUCACAUCUGGAUUAUCAAACAGUUCAUUUUCUGCUUUCUGCACCUUUUGGAGUUGUGUAACAUUUGAGUUGAUUUUAAACUAUAACUUGAAUAACAGAAAAGGCUGAUGUAAAUGAUGUUUUAGCAAUGAUUAAGUAUGAUGACUUGAAUGAGCUAGCUGAUCUAUUUACAUUUAUACGUGUUAUGCAAGUCGGUUUAUGUUUUCUAAAACCGACAUGGCAGAUUUCCCGUGGGUGUAAUUUCAGGUAUUUAUUCGGUUUUAUGUUUUCAGUGUUUCUAAAUGGCUUUGUAUGUUGGGAAAUAGCCAUGUUAGUUAAGGCCUUCGUUCUAACACAUCGAUUCUUUUUAAAGACUUUGACAUGCACCUUUGCUUGAUGUCCCUAGCAAUGAUAUGCUCCCUACUACACAUUAUAGGCCCAUAUUUCGUAAUCUGACUUUUUUCAAAGGUACAUGAUGCCUCUGCCAUCUAGAGCUACUGCAUAGACAAUGCACACAUUUUUAUUUUUUAUUUGCCUAGUAAAAUAUGAUCAAUGCAAAGAGAUAUUUUUUGAUCAAUAAUGAACAAUUUUGUUUUUGCUGUAGUGAUGUCUGAGUGGAACUGAGCAUAUUAUUGUCCCCAAUUUGCACUACAAAAAUGCAGCAUUAUUUGUAAAUAUGUGCAGCAUUAUCCCAGUCAGCUCUCAUAACAUGUAAAGCCAUUUUGUUGGAAAAUAUGGUAAAUAUGUACACAAAAUAAAUGUACUGUCAAUAAGGGGCUCUGUACUGGUUAUGUGGUUUGACCCAGGUUGACCCAUAACAACUCAAAUUUCCAUUUGGUGAUGUCGCCACAUUUUAUUUAGAUGUUUUGGCAGUAAAUCUAAUAUGUUAAAAACAUUCACCUUGUUUUUUUCUUUAAUAGGAUAUUUGUACAACAAUGGGAGCUGGCUCCUUUUACUAUCUCGAGAUGGAGAACACCAUUAACAGUUAAUGAUUUCCAGAAUCUUUGUAGAUGUUACUGCGCUGCAUCAUAUUUGUAUAGAUGUGUUUUAAAGUGCAGUAAUAGUAUUGUUUGUCUUUGUAGAAGGCUUUAGUAUGUACAACUGCAGUGCAUUACUACUGAAUUGGCUUGAACAAGAAUAACAUGACUGUUUCCUGCAUCCCCCUAUUCGCUUGGUGAUUUCUCUUAAAUAUUAAAUUGAUUCCUUUAAAAUGUUUUUUUUUUUCACAUUUAAGCUUAAAAACAACCAAAUAAAGUAAAUCUAGACAUUAUUUUCACCA